Carassius carassius (crucian carp) is the source of this 2528-nucleotide messenger RNA. It is a transcript of the gene rps6kl1, whose product is annotated as ribosomal protein S6 kinase-like 1. The record is from RefSeq and is a predicted model, not a curated record. Lineage: Eukaryota; Metazoa; Chordata; Actinopteri; Cypriniformes; Cyprinidae. Gene Ontology annotation, molecular function: ATP binding; protein kinase activity. Gene Ontology annotation, biological process: protein phosphorylation. Bases 332 to 2479 code for a protein of 715 amino acids. The transcript has 12 exons.
GUUGUUUAGAGCAGAGCGGAUGCUGAGGAGGAGGAUGAGGAUGAGAAGGGGAGUCUCGCGCAAGGUAAAAGCUUUGUCCGCACUGGAGGCCCGUGAGAGACAUUGAUCAGAUGGAAACACUGAAUCACAUGGCUAUUUUAUGUGACAGAUCUCUGGGGCAAAGGUGGACACUGGCCUCGCUUCACAUGUGUGUGAAUGCAGGAGAGACGGGAGCCUGCUGGGAGGAUCUUUAAUAACCAGAGAUGUGCCACUUCACAUGUGAUUUCACAACUACAGAUCUGGCACCUGGCUCUGGUUCCUGUGGAUGCCUGUUCUCUCCAGCUGACUGAAUAUGGCAAAGAAAGACUAUCUGCUAGAUGCAGCCCAACAGAUUCGAAUGGCACUGGACCGAGAAGUCAAUGAAGACUAUGAGGCGGCAUUCAGCUACUAUAAGAAUGGGGUCGAUCUGCUGCUCAAUGGAGUUCAAGUGGAUCCCAAUAAAGAGAGACGUGAAGCCGUGAAACGGAAGACCACUCAAUAUCUGAAGAGAGCCGAGGAGAUCUUCAUCUCUUACUUACAGGACAACAUUGCUAAAGGAUCCACUCAUUUAGGAGGUUAUAGUAGCUUGCGCUUUCGAUCAAUCAGACAUCUAAGUUCACCGGUGGAGAAUCUAGCAAAGUGCAAAGUCGUUGGAAUCAUUGAUAAGGUACUGACGGUUGAAAGUCUGAUAAGCAAGGAGACAUUUAUCGUUAAGAGUUUACCAAAGUCGAGCUGGGAGAGUCGUGAGAGGUCGACCAUCAUUCCUCAGGGAGUGCCCUGCAUGGUGAAGCUGCUAAAAUAUUACGUCAGUGAAGACACUGUGUUCCUUCAUCUAGAACAUGUUCAAGGUGGAAGACUCUUUUCCAGACUCCACAGGGUCAGAAGUGAAGCAGUCAGGGAGCAUCCAGAGUGCUUCAGCCCCAACCAGCACAAAAUCUAUCUGAAGAAUAGCUACACCCUCCCUGCUCUCCGUCAGGAGAUUUACCUCAAUGAGAAUUACGGGAGAACUAAACCUCUUGAGAGUACAGGCAGCCCAACUAAACAUUGUCUUGAGAACUGUACAACUCACUCCUACUGUGAAGAUUCAGGACACCAACAGGGGGGUUCUUUAGGUUGGUAUGCAACAAGGACAGAUAAUGAGCUUCCUUCUGUUGGUCUGCCCAAUGGUCUCAAGUCUUUACCUCAGGAUAAUAUUCCUCUUCCCAUUCAUCCCUGUGUGAUUGUGGACACCCGGGAUCCUCUUGAUGUCACUUCGGACCUUCUAGGAAAUGAUGUUCGCAUUGAGCGCAUUGACUCUUGCAUAGAUCUGAACAAAGCUUGGAAUGCUUUGGAACCUGCUCAGGACUGUCUGAGUUUCACAGUACCAGAAUCAAACUCAGAUAUUCUAGGAUUCAGCAUUGCAUCUCAGAUUACUCCAGCCUCUUUAUUUGGUGAAAAUGCACAACCAACCCUUUGCAGCACGGUUGAUGUUCUUCCACAGAGAGUGCGAAUAGUUCCCAACACAUCACAUUUACCUCUGCAAAACCAAGCACGUGAUGGAUUUCCUCAUGAACAAGGUGUCACUAACUGUAAACACAGUGGAAAUGAACAGAUUUCACAGUUCAUGGCUGAACUGAGCAAAGUCAGUUCUCAUCGCAAUCCAUUUGAAUGUACACCUCAAAAACAAGAAAGUAUCUCUUUAGACUUUACAAUGAUGACUUCUCGGGUAAACACUGUUGAAAUGGUGACGGAGGUUGGGAAUGAGGACAUGGAGAACUGGCAGUUCUUCAACUCUUCAUCUAAACAACCACAAGUUGGCAUGAUCUCCUGCCUGUCAGCACCUACCACAAACAGUUCCUGUUGGAGUGAGACUGAACUAGAGCAGAAGGUGAAGGUGGACGGCUUGGGCCAUCACCCCCAAAUUAAGGCCAAGAACUUCAGUGCCAAAUCGAAGUGGGGUAGAUGGGGACUCCCUGAGGAUGAGGUGCGACUGUGGGGGGCUCAGAUUCUGUUAGCCUUGGAAAGUCUUCAUGAGCAGGGCAUUGUGUGCCAGGACCUCAACCCACGAAAUAUUCUACUCCGUAAUAGUGGGGAGGCGUGUCUUACGUACUUUGGACUGUGGACAGAAGUUCAGCCCGAAAUUAACCCAAAAGCAAUGGAAGAGAUGUACUGUGCACCAGAAAUUGGAGGUGCGUCGAAAAUCACUGAAGCGUGUGAUUGGUGGAGUCUUGGAGCUUUACUAUAUGAGCUUCUUACUGGCACGCCCCUGUGGCAGUGCCACCCUACAGGCGUUCAGCCUCAUACUCCGCUCCAUAUCCCAGAGUUCCUCAGCACUGCAGCCGCUUCGCUUCUCACCGAGCUGCUCCAGUUCGAUGCGUGUUAUCGUCUGGGAUCAGGAGGCGGCGGAGUGAGCGACAUCAAGUGUCAUCCCUUCUUUAACUCCAUCCCUUGGCUUACACUUGACACUUCACUGACGCCGUAGUGCCUUCUGAAAGUAUUCAUCCCCUCCGUUUGUUUCUGCCUGCUACACC